Messenger RNA from Durusdinium trenchii, 6531 nucleotides. The record is from the annotation of a GenBank genome assembly. Lineage: Eukaryota; Dinophyceae; Suessiales; Symbiodiniaceae.
AUGCGCCGGUUCGGCGUCCUGCUUCUGAGCGUCGGCCUGUGCCGCGCCGAGGACGCUGUGGGGUCGGCGGGCGUGGAUGGCGCCUACUUCGAUUCGGUGAAGUCGCUCCGCGGCUCCGCGGCGGCGUCGGAGGACUCCAACGCCACCGCGGGACCUCGGCGGUUGGGCGCGCCUCCCACGGCCAUGGGGUACAAGGGCAUUGACUGGUCGCCCAUCUCUGUGUACGGCACAGGCGCCAAACACAUCUUUGCCAUUGGCGACUGGGGUGGAAUGGACGGAUCGUUGAGCCCCUGCUGCGGCCGACCUCGCAUCAUCGCCUACUCUGGAGGCCAUACCCCGGGGCCGCACGUCUUCCCGCGCAGCAGGUGGAACCGCGCGCAUUCGGCGCUGCUCUGCACUCACAAGCAAUUCGUGGAAUGCUUCAACACCCGAGGUUCCAGCUGCGCGGCUAGCUGUGGCUUCGUGCCAGAGGUCGACAUGCAACCCCAGUUCCUGGUGGCCAAUGUGUUCAAGGCUCGAGCCGCUGCGAAGAAUCCGGACUACAUCCUCAACGUGGGCGACAACUUCUACUGGGGUGGCAUCGAAGUGGACUGUGGCAGCACACCCAUGAGCCAGAUCAGCGGCACGGCGAGACAUCAGUUCGACAACAUCUUUGAAGGCAUCUACCAGGGCCCAGGCUUGAGCAACAAGCCGUGGCUCAGUGUUCUCGGGAACCACGACUGGGGAGGCCGCCAGUUCUACAACGGCUGGGACCAGCAGAUCGCUUACACCUGGGCCUCCAACCGUUGGAGGAUGCCGGCCCCGUACUGGAGCCAGCACGUGUCGUACCCGGACCUGGGCUUUACCGUUGACAUCCUCAUGCACGACAGCAAUGCCAUGGAUGCCAAGAACCCGGAAGAAGAUCCUGAGCACAACAUGUGCAGCCGAAAGCACAACCGCCCCGAUGCCAACUGCGCCAGCGCCGGUGGCCCGUCCUCAGUGGACAGCUGCAAGGGCUGGUUCUGGGGCCUCUAUGCCGAGCAAAAGCCUUGGGUAGAGGGCAAGUUGGCCCACUCCAAAGCGGACUGGCAGAUCAUGGUGACCCAUUUCCCCUGCGGCCACGACUCUGGGUGGUACCGCUCCCUCCACACACGCCUGGGCUUGGAUUUGCUGGUCACCGGACACCGCCACGAUCAGGAGUUGGGCUCCAACUGGGGUGCUCUCGGUGGUAUGAUGUGCCUCGUGACCGGCGGCGGCGGCGGCAUCACCUCGGAGGCGUCCCCCUGGGACCGCGCCCACUGGUACGGCGAGGGGCAGUACGGCUUCUAUGACUUGAGCAUCUCCAAGGAGAAGAUCUUCAUCGAGUCCAUCAACUAUGAUGGCAAGGUUCUCAAGAGCGCCACCGUACGCCCCAGCUGGUCACCGGAAGGUUUCUGUGCCGUGCUGGGUGGGAUUUUCUGGGUGGGAUUCUGGAAGGCCACGACGAAGACAGCGGGCAGGCUGCCGGAUGGCCGGUUGGACCCACAGAAGUGGCCAAGCAGGGGAAAGGCGUUGCACCUCGGCGGGCAGGAGCGAGCGCAGGAGCAGAUGGAUUGCAGAGAUGAACCGAAUGGGCUCUUUUCCAAGCCACCUGGGCGCCGUUGGGGACGGAUUGAGGUCUUGACUGACUUGGGCAUUUCGCAACGGUCGACCUUGGACGCUUCGGAUUUGGACGUCGAGACUUCGAUGGCGGAGAUGAAGCGCACCCUGGGCACGGUGGGCUAUGCCUCGCCCGAGAUGUUGAAAGGCGAAGCUAGCUCUUGGGAGGGUGACGCCUUUGGGGCCGGAGUGGUGCUCUACUUCAUGCUCUCCAAGCUUGUUCGGUGCCUCGUGUCGGAUGCAGAGAAGUCGGGUGUAGACUUCCCCCAAGCACCAACAAAGGUCGACGCCCUUCCUUGCUCCGACCAGGAAGAGGAUGGUGCCAUGGCUGCAAGGGCGGGAGACCCUGCAGUUGUGCAGGUGGAACUGACGGAAGAGUGCCACGUGAAGACGCCGCGCGUCUUCUUUUGUCCGGUCGCGGCAGAUCCGGCGACUCCCAGAGCUCCUGCCUUGAACAGUGAUUCCGUGAUCCACGAGAGGCCGAACUCUGAUGCUUCAGAGCGGCUGACGGUGGAGAAGGCGUUGCAGGGACGGCUCAUCCGGAAGACCUACGCCGGGGGCCGCCGGGGAGGAACGUGGGAGGGAGAGCAGAUUUCCAACGGCAGACCCGAGCGCGGAGCGGAGGGCGCGCAGUGCAGCAGUGCAGAGGUCACUGCCACCGAGCCGACCUUGGCACGGCCGGAGGCUUCACCAAAAGCCGCCCAGGACCGGUCCGGACGGAGAGCAGAGUCCAAGAGCGGAAAGGAGGCGAUACCUCCUACUCGCUAUUCCUCUCUCACCGAGGUCGCCAAGAAAGAUGGAUUGAGUCCACAACUGAUUGACGUGCAGGGAUGUGUUGGUUGGAAUGCUUUGCAUGAAAAGAACAUCUUCUGGCACGGUGCCGAACUCCACUGGCGACGCACGAGCGGCUCCGACAUGGAGCUCGAGCUGGUGCGGACGCUCGGACGUCGAGUCGAAGCAGUUGCUCCAGAUGGCGAAGUCGCGACCUCGAUGCCGCCUCCGCGUUCCGCCGCGUCCGGCGGAACGCGCGCGCGGCACGGCGCUUGGGCCACGUGGGAGGUGCCCUUGCAGGAGCGAGACGACAACGAGGCGAACGAGAGGUGCGCCGCCGCAGCGACCAAGAGGUGUGCGCCGCUUCCCGACUCGGAGCAGGCCGCCCUCGAGGCCUGCGGGAGCUCUAUGCCCAGCAGGCCGCCCCGGUUGCAGACGCUACGCCGCAAGGUUCUCGGGCUGCUCAACAAGCUUUCUGAGACGAACGAGGCGCGGGUCGCUGUGGAACUGGCGACGAUGGAGCCGCGGGACUCGGAGGAGCUGGCGAUGCUGUCGGACUUGCUCUUCGAGCAAAUCCUGCAGGACCCGGGUCGACUGAAGCUCUACGUCCGCUUGUUGCCAGCGCUUCAGCGGUGGCCGAGGUUCGCCGGCUCCAAGAGGCAUGGUCCGGUGCUGCUGAUGGUGCGCCCCACGAGCUUCGUGGGACGUCUACUGGCGCGGUGCCAGGCCACCUUUGACCAACAUUGCCGUGCCCACGAGGCGCCCAGCUCGGAGGGCGGUGUGGAAGCCGCGGGGACAAGUGCCGUGAGAGACUGGAAGGAGAUGACGAGGAGUCGCGUGACGUGUCAGCUCCUUGCAGAGCUCUACCUGACCGGCUGGGCCUCAGCACGGAUCAUGGCUCAGGUCUUAGUCGAGCUUCUGCGUUCCAUGCCAAGGUCGAUGGUCUGCCGUGACCAAUCGGUGUGGAGUCCUUCCGAGCCAUCAGUGGAAUGCGCCUGCGAGCUCCUCCAGGUCUUCUGCCAGGCAGGAGCUGGAGUCGAGCAGGAGGCCUUCCAUCCUCUCUGGCAGCGCCUCAAUUGGCUUCGCGAAGCGAGGCACCUGAACAGAUAUGCCUACUCGCCGCGCUUGCGCUUCAAGAUGUUGGAUGCCCUGGAGGCUCCACCGAGUUUGUGGGUUUGUGUGGUGCCCUUUUCUCCCACCCUGGCGCGGGCUGCAGCGACUCGGCACUGGACCUGUUUCACGCUGGGCGCUCGAGGUGACUCGGCGCAGCUCAACGCCGCCAUGGCGGCCACCGAGCGGGCAGAGGGGACACCUCCCAGUGCUGGCCGAUUCUGUCCGGGCUCAGAGCUGACGGGUCGAGAGUCGGUCGGCGACACCAUGGCGCCUUCCAUCACGUGCGUCGACUUCGGCCGCGCGGAGACCGGGAAUCCCUCCGCGCGGCCAGCAGCGCGAGGGGCCGAAGCAGAUCAAAUGCCCUUGGCCAGCGGGCGUCAAAUGCUUCCUAUGUACCGCAGCACCCGGGGCGGAGCCACGGGCUUAAGCUUUGAACAAGCAGUUUUUGAAGGCUUGGCGCCUGAUGGAGGAUUGAUGGCUGCUCGACCCGAGCUGGGUGGGUGCAGGACCACCAAAGGCCUGAGGGUGCUGGUAGAAGUCUCAGAGACCAAGUGCCCGCAUGAUAGGGAUCUUCCGGAUCAUUUGCGCAUCGUGAGCGUGAGACCCAGAAAUAGCUCGGCCUUGAUCAGCUUGGUUCCAGAGACGGUGCCAGAUGUCUCCAAGAUCUACAAAGGCUGGUCCAAGUUGAAGUUUCAUGAGUUGGCCUUCGAGGUGGCGAGCCUCUUCUGCAGCACGGACGAGGUCCCGUCCGCGGAUCUCCGACAGCUCAUGCAGCGGAGCUAUGAGGACGGAGUGAACGACUUGUAUGUCAUGGAGCUCUUUCAUGGCCCGACCUUCGCCUUUAAGGACGUCGCGCUGCAGGCCCACCAGCGCUUGCAUGCGCCUUCGUCUCACCUCAUGAAUUAUUUGAGCGCCCGAAAGGGCGGCCACAACUUCCUCCAACGUGGCGACCCGAAGCCCCGGGUGACGCGAACCACGCAGACGGAAGGCGGCGAAAACGGCGGCGAACACGGACUCCAACGAGGCAUCUCGGCGGGCGAGAACUCGCCGAGGAAUAUGCAGUCUGGAUCAAGAAAUGGAUCUCGCAUGGGCUCCAGAUCCAACUCGAGGUCGGGCUCGCGCAACGGCUCGCGGCACGGCUCGCAGGAUGCGGACGCCUCGGAGACGUACCAGGCCGUGCACCACAUCCGAAGCAGUUUGAAACAAGGCGGCACGGAGUCCCAAGAUAUGCACCGGACGGACUCGUAUCGGGCCAAGGCGGCAGCGGGGGCAGGCACGCAGUCGCACGAUGUCCAGGGCUUUGAGGUGCAACACACCGAGUCGGCCCGGAAGAUGCUGGAAGUUCCGGCAGGUCGAACCUAUCGGAAGCAAAACACGCACGAGUCCUUGAACUCCUGCGCCCGCUCUGAGCAAGGCAGCGGCGGCAAGCGCGGCGGCGUGAUGACGUCGUUGGACGAGUCCGAUGGCGAUGCCCAAGGUUCGAAUGCUGUCAAGCCGACGGGUUCCAUUCGGGAGUCCAAGGACUUCAAGCCUAGGCACAAGGCGAAUGCCUCAGCGAAAGCUCUCAUCCAGACACAGCGUCUCAGGAGCAUGAGCAAGUCGAACUUGAACGACCAGCCGCCGACGCGAUUCCCCAAGCUGAGUGGCUUCUGCCUCUAUGUCGUGGAUCACACUGCGUUUAUGUCCCUCGUGGUCUUGGUGAUUUUCGGGCAGUCCGUCUACAUGGGCUUGGAAGAUGAGGGGAGCCUUGUGGUGGAUGUGCUCUUCACCGUGUUCUACUUCCUGGAACUUACCAUGCGGCUCAUCGCCUACGGGUCCGACUUCUUCAAGAGUGCCUUCAAUCUGAUGGAUUUAGGUCUCAUUGUGAUCUCCUUCGUAGACCUUUUGAUCGUCAUCAUUCGAGGAAGUAGCUCCCUUGAUGUCAUGGUGAGUCUGCGGCUCUCGCGUCUCUUGCGCUUGGGCGGCCUGGUGCGACUGAUCCGCUUGCUGCGCUUCUUCAAGCCCUUAUACCUCCUUGUCACGGGCAUCAUGGUCUCCCUGAGGACGGUCGUCUGGGCUUGGUUGCUCAUGAGUUUGAUCAUCUAUGUCUUUGCCUUGGUCUUCUACCGUGCCCUGAAGCCUGACAUCUGUCCCGGAGGUGUGGCGGAGCAAGAUCCGGAGCAGGGAUACUUUGACCUGAUGAUGACCUACUACGGAUCUUUGACCUUAUCAGUGUUUACUGUCUUUCAGAUUACCACCUUGGAGGACUGGCCGCAGGUGUCCGACGUGAUGUCGAAGCACCAUGUGUGGCUCGGUGUCAUGGUCAUUCUUCUGUUGGUGCUGACCGCCUAUGGUGUGAUGAACGUCACAGUGGCCAUCUUCGUGAACAGCGCGAUGGAUGCGUCCUCGGUCCGUUCGCGCGACAUCGCCAAGAAGGCGAAGGAGGAAUAUGAAGCUACUUGCAAGUCCUUGUAUCAGGUCUUCAAAGAUGCGGAUAAUGAUGGAAAUGGAACACUCUCCAAGGAAGAGUUCAACAAGGCCAUCAAAGAGAAGAACCUCUUGGCCCGCUUGCACGGCGCUGGCAUCGAUGAGGGCAGUGCCUCAUCACUCUUUGACAUCUUGGACAUCGAUGGUAGUGGCACCUUGGAUGGAUACGCACAGAACAAGGACAUGGUCGGCCUCCGCUGUGACAUAUGGAGAGCCAACCUGAGCGUACAAGAAGAGAUCAGACAGGUGAACGUCUACUUUGAGGGACAGCGCUGCUGGGCGAGACGAAGACGGCUGACGGGCCCGCGCGGACGGCUCGAGGGCUCGACGGUUCUCCAGGCAAGAUUGCUGGAAACGAAGCAGAAGCUGGAGAACCUGAAGGAGGUGGCUGGUCCGGUCCUCCGCCGGGCCAUCGAGGAGGCCCGCAAGAAGCCCGUGAAAGCGCGGCUCUCCGCGGGGCCCACGAUGACCACCGCCGAGCAGACCACGGAGGACCACGACGACAGCGCCGUGGCCGUCCGGCCGUCCUUGAAGUCGGGUUUCUCCUUCGAGGACAGCCACUGA